CGAUGUAUGGGCCUCCGGAAGUUGCGGGGCGCUAACGACAACGCCCCAUGGCCGAUGUAUGGAAAGAGAUACGGCACGUGGUUUUCCCUGGGGAUAACUUGUCGGCGGCGGGCUCCCUCCACAUCCAUGGAAGCGUGCACUGGUUCUGCGCGCUUCUCUGGACACAAAGCCAAGCUGCAGGAGCUAUUGUCGCUGCCUCUGCGCCAGUUGGAGUUGUUGGGAGAAUGGCCUCCACUCGCGGCAGGUCAGGGCUGUCAGACGUUGCCGCCUCGCACUAUGUUCGCCUCCAUGACGGGCAGUCCAACGCUGCCAUCGACUCGGUGGGUGCAGGUGGGAUCGGUCUGCCGUUCGCGGAAGGGGCGAUCUGCUGUGCCAGUGAUACACUGCACACAGUCAGAUGGUAAUCACCAAGUGGAGGGCAGCAGACUGUUAACUCACCGGAUACGAUCGAAAGGUUGUCGUCUCUUGGGGGGCAUGGUGACGGAUGACGCCACCAUCGACUCAUACGUCGGGUACUCUCGCAACAUUCUGGUGUCGCCGCGACAGUUUCACGUGUGGAUGGGCAUCGAGAAGACAGCCAACGUCAGACUCAAAGUGUUUACGGACAAGGCGGUGCUCACGAGGGCGAAGCUCGCGCAGAAGAGGGAUAGACGAUGGCUUGGCGAUCUCACAGGAGGGGACCUGCUGCCUCCAGGUAAUGCCGAUGAGAAGGGUCUUUGGGAAGGGAGAGAUGGCAGCAGCAAUGGGUCCGCAGUGAUCGCCAUGACAGACGAAGAGAGAGCUGCAUACAAGGAGACGAAGCUGAAGUUACGGAAAGCGAUGGGAGAGAAUCUGUACGAUGGCGUCGAGGGUGAGGAUGAGGACUCAAGGCAAUGGCGGCCCAAUCUUCUUCGUGACGUCGAGACGUGAAACUCAGCUGCUCCUCCCACACCUGCGAAAGCUGCAACAUAUG
Chara braunii is the source of this 952-nucleotide messenger RNA. Lineage: Eukaryota; Viridiplantae; Streptophyta; Charophyceae; Charales; Characeae. The record is from the annotation of a GenBank genome assembly.